AUGAAUCUCGAUAAUUCUCGAGAGAACUCUGAAGCUUUGGAUUCAAUAGGUACUGUCAGCCCGAGAGAGAAGUAUCACAGCAUGAGAGAGAAGAAGUUGUCGACAGCGUCUACUACUACUGCUGAAGGAGCUCGUCCUAAAGUCGUCACUGUAAAACAUCCAGAAUCCAAUAAACCGAAGCCGACUGCAAAGAAAAACAAACCGAUACAAGCCGAUUUAGACGUCAUCAAAGAAUUUAUAAGAUGCCGGGAAGAUGGAGUCAAGAGGUUGGACCUCAGCAAAUCGUCCAUUACCUCACUUCCACCAAAUGUUAGGGAUUUAACACACUUAGUGGAAUUUUAUCUUUAUGGUAACAAAUUGGUAGCAUUGCCUCCAGAAUUCGGUUGCCUGACCAAUCUUCAGACUCUGGCACUAAAUGAGAACUCUCUGACAAGUUUACCAGACUCCUUGGCCAACCUGAGGUGCUUGAAAGUUCUAGACCUAAGACACAACAAGCUCAGUGACAUACCAGAAGUAGUAUACAAAUUGACAUCCCUCACUACAUUAUUCUUGAGGUUCAAUAGGAUUAGGGUAGUGGGAGAUGGUAUAGCCAAUCUUACUAAUUUAACCAUGUUGAGUCUGAGAGAGAAUAAAAUCAAGGAAUUGUCAUGAAUUGGGAAGUUGGUAAACUUGGUGACAUUUGAUGUUUCACACAAUCAUUUAGAGCAUCUGCCACAGGAAAUAGGCAACUGUGUUAAUUUGUCCACAUUAGAUCUACAACAUAAUGACUUGCUGGAUAUACCAGAGACAAUUGGCAAUCUCCAAGCUUUGACUAGGUUGGGACUAAGGUACAACAGACUCACUGCAAUACCUUCAAGUCUAAGCAACUGUAAGCACAUGGAUGAAUUCAAUGUUGAAGGAAACUCCAUAUCUCAGCUUCCUGAUGGUCUUCUCGCCAGCCUCAAUGAGCUAACAAGUAUUACACUGUCACGCAAUUCCUUCAUGAGCUACCCAUCAGGGGGUCCUGCUCAAUUCACCAAUGUUUUCUCAAUUAAUCUUGAACAUAACCAGAUUGAUAAAAUACCUUAUGGCAUAUUCUCAAGGGCCAAAAAUCUCACAAAAUUGAACAUGAAGGAGAACUUACUUACAUCACUCCCACUGGAUAUUGGGACUUGGAUAAAUAUGGUGGAGUUAAAUUUGGGAACUAACCAAUUGACAAAGUUGCCUGAUGACAUACAAUGCUUGCAAAAUCUUGAAGUUCUCAUACUAUCUAAUAAUCUCUUGAAGAGGGUUCCACCGAAUAUUGGCAGUUUAAGGAAAUUGAGGGUAUUAGACUUGGAAGAGAAUAAGCUUGAAAUUUUACCCAAUGAAAUAGGCUUCCUACAUGAUCUGCAGAAAUUAAUAGUGCAAUCAAAUCAACUGGCUACUCUACCAAGGUCAAUUGGACAUUUGACUAAUCUCACAUUCCUGAGUGUGGGCGAGAAUAAUUUGCAAUACCUCCCAGAAGAAAUAGGUACACUGGAGAAUUUGGAGUCUCUAUAUUUAAAUGAUAAUCCCAACUUAUGCAACCUGCCUUUUGAGCUGGCUCUGUGUGUUAGUUUGCAGAUAAUGAGCAUUGAAAAUUGUCCUCUGACUGCUAUUCCACCAGAAGUGGUUUCUUCGGGCCCUUCAUUAGUAAUCCAAUAUUUAAAAUCUCAAGGCCCAUACAGAGCUAUGUGAUAUCAGGAAGAAGACUAUCAAGCAGGCAGUGAUGGCACUUAAACAUAAAUGCUUUUUAGAGCAAAGCCUUGUUAUGAAGCGUGUACUCAGAAGAAUUCUGUUUUGAAAUAAUCAUUAUUAUAUCCAUUUAAUUGCUGUAACUCAUGUAUGAUGUAUUUUCCUGUGAAUUGUAAUUAGGUAUCUAUAAAUAUUUUAUAUGACGUAUCAAAUUGUUUCACAAUCAGCAAGUUUAUUUGUGGCCUGUUUACUAGAUAGGUAUUUAAAUCUUACAAUUCUCUUGGAUGUUUUUUAUUAAU
Manduca sexta (tobacco hornworm) is the source of this 1994-nucleotide messenger RNA. RefSeq names its product leucine-rich repeat protein soc-2 homolog. The record is from RefSeq and is a predicted model, not a curated record. Lineage: Eukaryota; Metazoa; Arthropoda; Insecta; Lepidoptera; Sphingidae. Gene Ontology annotation, molecular function: protein binding.